AAGGCAGGUGCUGCUGCUGACGGUAGGUGCAAAAAUAAUUCCCCGUGAAGGUUCGUUGCUUCUUGCUCCAUUAUCGUUUCGGAGUGCCAUAGAUCGUUGUUCGGGGAAAGAGAAAGAGAGAGCUCAGAUCGCUAUGACGUCAUGUUAAUGGUGGACUAACUAACUUCAAGAACCUGCUACCUUCAGAUCUCAUUGAUCUCCGAAAACUGAUCUGAUUGGUAGAAAUUUUGCGAAAAGAGUCCAGAUGGCUGGAGCUGUCUCGGCGCUCUUCCUUCUCGACAUUAAAGGCCGUGUUUUGAUCUGCCGUGACUACCGCGGCGAUGUCUCAGCCGUUCAGGCUGAGCGCUUCUUCUCCAAGCUCAUCGAGAAAGAGGGAGAUCCGGAGUCUCAGGAUCCAGUUGCUUACGAUAAUGGUGUAUCCUACAUGUUUAUACAGCAUAACAAUGUCUACUUAAUGGCGGCGUCUAGGCAGAACUGCAAUGCUGCUAGCAUUCUCUUUUUUCUACACCGUGUAGUUGAUGUCUUUAAGCAUUAUUUUGAAGAGUUGGAAGAGGAAUCACUUAGGGAUAACUUUGUGGUUGUGUAUGAGUUGCUUGAUGAAAUUAUGGACUUUGGUUACCCUCAGUACACUGAAGCAAAGAUUCUUAGUGAAUUUAUCAAGACGGAUGCUUAUAGAAUGGAAGUUAAUCAAAGACCUCCAAUGGCUGUCACAAAUGCCGUGUCUUGGCGCAGUGAAGGAAUACAAUACAAGAAAAAUGAAGUUUUCUUGGAUGUGGUGGAGAGUGUUAAUAUCCUUGUAAACAGCAACGGACAAAUAGUUAGGUCUGAUGUUGUUGGGGCAUUGAAGAUGAGAACGUAUUUGAGUGGUAUGCCAGAAUGUAAGCUUGGCCUUAACGAUCGAGUGUUGCUAGAGGCACAAGGCAGAGCAACAAAGGGAAAGGCCAUUGAUUUGGAAGACAUCAAAUUUCAUCAGUGCGUGCGUUUGGCUCGGUUUGAAAAUGACCGGACAAUAUCCUUUAUACCACCUGAUGGUGCUUUUGAUCUCAUGACCUAUAGACUUAAUACUCAGGUAAAGCCCUUGAUAUGGGUGGAAGCUCAAGUUGAAAGGCAUUCAAAGAGUCGUGUUGAGAUGACAGUUAAAGCUAGGAGCCAGUUCAAGGAGCGUAGCACUGCUACUAACGUUGAGAUAGAGCUGCCUGUGCCUUAUGAUGCUACAAAUCCAGAUGUUCGGACAUCAAUGGGGUCCGCAGCAUACGCACCUGAAAGCGACGCAUUGGUUUGGAAAAUAAAAUCUUUUCCUGGUGGCAAGGAGUACAUGUUGAGAGCAGAGUUUCGUCUUCCAACCAUAACAGCAGAAGAAGGUGCUCCUGAGAGAAAGGCUCCUAUACGCGUCAAGUUUGAGAUUCCAUAUUUUACAGUUUCUGGAAUUCAGGUUCGCUAUUUGAAGAUCAUUGAAAAAAGUGGAUACCAAGCUCUUCCAUGGGUGAGAUACAUAACAAUGGCUGGCGAGUACGAACUUCGAUUAAUAUAAACUCGUAACUCCAACUUGGUUUUUCCAAACCAAAUUUACGGCUAUUCUUUAAUCGACCAAAAGACUGGAACUCCAUGCAUAAAUGACAUCAUCAAGAAAUACACUCUGUUUUAGGAGCAAUGUUUGUGCUCUGUCCUUACGCUGACUGUUAUCACGAUUUCUAUGUCUUCUAUUCAUAGGUUUUUUAACCUUAUUUUUGUGAAACAUAGGAUUUUUUCUGUGUAUUAAAUUGCGAUUCAAUCAUUCUUUUUUCAGCUUUGUGAAAAUUCAUUAAAAUUUUAUCUUCUUUUGGUCC
Humulus lupulus (European hop) is the source of this 1826-nucleotide messenger RNA. Its product is annotated as AP-1 complex subunit mu-2-like. The transcript has 11 exons. Gene Ontology annotation, cellular component: cytoplasmic vesicle; clathrin adaptor complex. NCBI's taxonomy places the organism in Eukaryota, Viridiplantae, Streptophyta, Magnoliopsida, Rosales, Cannabaceae. The record is from RefSeq and is a predicted model, not a curated record. The coding region runs from base 245 to 1531 and encodes 428 amino acids. Gene Ontology annotation, biological process: vesicle-mediated transport; intracellular protein transport.